UCCGUAACCUCAGUUUGUGGUGUUUGAAUUCUUCAAUAAGUUUGCACAUAAACACGUGCUACAUUUAAUUUUAACUUAAUAUAAUAUUGUUAUAAACCAUAAUGGAAGCCGAUAAACGUUUUGCACAUGUUGCAAACGACCCGAAAUUUCGGCGCAUUCCAAAAGGGGAACGUAAGGUAAAAAUCGACAAACGUUUCCAGUCUAUGUUCAAAGACAAGAAAUUCAAAGUAAAAUACACUGUGGACAAGCGUGGACGACCUGUAAAUCAUUCGACGACUGAAAAUUUAAAACGGUACUAUGAUAUUGACUCUGAUGAUGAUGAUGAGAAGGAUAAUGAAGACAGCAACCAAGAAGAGUCUGAAGAAGAAUCAGAGGAAGGUACUAAUGAAGACAAGGAACAGGAUGAUGAAGAAGAUGAUGAAGAGGAAGAAGAAGAAGAAAAAGAAGUCCAGCAAGAUGAUAAGAAGCUAAAAAAUAAACUCAAUAAGGAAAAGCAGAAGAAAGUUAAAGAACCAACACUUGAUUCAUCUGAUAAAAAUGUAUCAGAUCAAAUUAAAAAGAAAUUGAAGAAUCUAACAGUAGAUUAUGCUAGAGGUGAAGGCAAUUUGUUGUCUGGUGAGUCUUCAUCAGAUGAUGAAGAGACUGAUGAUGAUGUUCAGGCACUUGAAGAAGAUGAUGGCAUAGAUCACAAGUGGGGAGAAUUAGAUGCAGAUGCUGGAAGCACUGAGGAAGCUACAUACAGACUAGCAGCAUGUAACAUGGAUUGGGACAGAAUAAAAGCAAAUGAUUUAAUGGUUCUAUUCAAUUCAUUCUUACCUCCUGGAGGAAGCAUCUCUUCAAUUAUCAUCUACCCAUCCGAAUUUGGUAAGAAAAGGCUUGCUGAGGAGGAAAUCAAAGGUCCGGCUGAACUGGUUCAAUCUAAUGAAGAUAAUGAGAAUGAAAAUGAAGAAGGAUCCAAAUAUCACAUGGAAAAACUGAGGCAAUAUCAGUUAAACAGGCUUAAAUAUUACUAUGCUGUUGUAACUUGUGAUAGUGCAAAUUCUGCAAAUAAAAUUUACACAGAGUGUGAUGGUAUGGAAUAUGAAAGUAGUGCAACAAAAAUUGACUUGAGAUUUAUUCCUGAUGAUAUGGAGUUUGAUGAUGAACCAAAAGAGGUUUGUGAUAAGUUGCCUGAGAUGUCAAAGUACAAACCUAGGUUUUUCACAACCACAGCACUGCAACAGGCUAAAGUUGAUUUAACUUGGGAUGAAACUAAUCCUGAUCGAGUGGAAAUUGCUGAAAAAUUAGCGAGUGGAAAGAUUGACGACAUUGCAGAUGCAGAUUUGCAGGCAUAUUUGGCUUCAAGUAGUGGAGAAGAGUCGGAAAAUGAAGAAACGAAUGAUAUUAACGAUAAUUCAGACGAUGAAAACAAUGAUGCGCCUGCAAGUAAAAAGAAAAUGAUUGAUAAGUACAAAAUGUUACUACAAGAAAUAGAAGUGAAGGAGAAAGCCAAGGAGAAGAAAGAUAUUGGUAUGGAAAUCAGUUGGGGAGUUGAUCUUCAGAAGAAAACUGAAGAAAUUAUAAAAGAAAAGAAAGCAGCGGCCGAAAAUAAGACACCAUUCGAGCAGUUGAUGGAUAAACGUAAAGAAAAACGCAAAGAAAAGCGAGAGGCAAGGAAAAACGCGCAAAGUGGAGAUAAAGAUGAUGACGAAUCUGAUGUACCUUCAGAUAUUGACAUGAAUGAUCCAUACUUUGCUGAAGAAUUCAAUACUCCUGAGUUCCAACAAAAGAAAAAGAAAACAAAGUCGAAAACGAAAGAAAUCGAUAGUGAUUACGAUUCAGAAUCAGAGUCUGAAACAGCCGAACGCAAAGCACAACUUGAGUUGUUAUUGAAUGAUGAAGAUGAAGGCAAGAAACAUUUCAGUUUAAAGAAGAUCCAAGACAAUGAAAACGAGUCAAAGUCAAAGAAAAAACGCAAGAAUAAAAAACCUACUACGGAUGUAAAUGAAACUAAGGAUGAUUUUCAAGUUAAUACGAACGAUGAACGAUUUUCAGCGCUUUUUACAAGUCAUCAUUAUAAUAUUGACCCCACAGACCCACACUACAAGAAAACAAAGAACAUGGACAUAUUGAUCAGUGAGAAAAUUAAACGAAGAGCUGAAAUUGAAGAUGGUGAUUCCACAAUAACGAAAAAUCCCAAAAAGAAGAAACUUAAUGAUGAUAGUAAGGCGAAAAAGGGUAAUGCUGAAUUAAAUGUACUUGUUAAAAGUGUUAAACGUAAAGCUGAAGCAUUCAAAAAUAAGAAAAAAUGAUUAACAUUCGUUUGAACGCGAGUUUUUGUUGAUGUUUGAUGGGCUAUUGUUAGUCUUCAUAUUUUAUUGUUUAAUAAAUCAACAAAGUACUAGCUCA
This is a messenger RNA of Dalotia coriaria, 2388 nucleotides long. RefSeq names its product ESF1 homolog. Bases 102 to 2291 code for a protein of 729 amino acids. Lineage: Eukaryota; Metazoa; Arthropoda; Insecta; Coleoptera; Staphylinidae. Gene Ontology annotation, cellular component: nucleus. Gene Ontology annotation, biological process: rRNA processing. Gene Ontology annotation, molecular function: RNA binding. The record is from RefSeq and is a predicted model, not a curated record. The transcript has a single exon.